This is a messenger RNA of Ctenocephalides felis (cat flea), 1973 nucleotides long. It is a transcript of the gene beta-PheRS, whose product is annotated as phenylalanine--tRNA ligase beta subunit. Gene Ontology annotation, biological process: phenylalanyl-tRNA aminoacylation. The record is from RefSeq and is a predicted model, not a curated record. Gene Ontology annotation, molecular function: ATP binding; RNA binding; phenylalanine-tRNA ligase activity. The transcript is spliced from 12 exons. Gene Ontology annotation, cellular component: cytoplasm; phenylalanine-tRNA ligase complex. Lineage: Eukaryota; Metazoa; Arthropoda; Insecta; Siphonaptera; Pulicidae. Bases 117 to 1886 code for a protein of 589 amino acids.
UUUGACACUUGGUGACACAUGUCUUAACCACAAAUUGUUCGCAUUUAUUUAUUGUAAUAUUUAUUUAAUUUUAAUCUAAUUGUAGUGUUUAAAAGUGCAACAAAUAAAUUUUAAUAAUGCCUACUAUUGGUGUGAAACGAGAUUUAUUGUUUAAGGCUUUGGGGAAAGAAUACACCGAAGAAGAGUUCCAAAAUCUGUGUUUUGCCUUUGGGUUGGAACUUGAUGAAGUGACGACAGAAAAGCACAUGUUAGUGAAAGAACAAGGCGAUGUUUCUGCAGCUAAAGAUGCCUCCGAGGAAAUUAUUUACAGAAUUGAUAUACCAGCAAACCGUUACGAUUUGCUGUGUCUGGAAGGCUUGGUUGCGGGGCUUCUUGUAUUCCAAGGAAAAAUGGCACCUCCAAAGUUUCGGUUGACUGAUAACUCGGACAAAAUACAGCAAUUGGUUUUAACACCAGCCACAGCUCAAAUUAGACCAUUUGCAGUUGCUGCAGUUUUAAGAAACAUUACAUUCACACCAGAUAGUUAUAACAGUUUCAUCGACUUACAGGAUAAACUCCACCAAAACCUCUGUCGCAAAAGAUCACUAGUUGCAAUAGGCACACACGACUUAGACACAAUUUCUGGACCGUUCACUUACGAUGCUCUUCCUCCGAACGAAAUUAAAUUCAAACCUUUGAAUCAAGAUAAAGAGAUGACGGCUGUUGAACUUAUGGAGUUUUAUUCGACCCAUGCUCAGUUGAAGCAAUACCUUCCAAUAAUACGUGAAAGUCCGGUGUAUCCUGUUAUCAAGGAUUCUAAAGGAAUUGUUCUGUCUUUGCCGCCGAUUAUAAAUGGAGAUCAUUCCAAAAUUACGUUAGAUACUAAAAAUGUGUUCAUCGAAUGUACGGCUACUGAUUUAACUAAGGCAAAAGUAGUUCUCGAUACAAUAGUUUGCAUGUUUUCUGGAUAUUGUGAAGACGAAUAUUCUAUCGAAUAUUGUGAAGUCGUUAAUUCCGAUGGGUCCAGUGUGAAAUAUCCAGAGCUCCAAUAUAGGGAUGAUUUUAUUAAUUGGGAGCAGGCUAAUAAAUAUAUUGGAAUCAAAGAACCUGCUGAUAAAAUAGCCUCAAUGUUAACACGUAUGUGUCUAGUUUCGCAAGUUGAAGAUGGAACUAAGUUGAAAGUUACAAUUCCUCCGACGAGACAUGAUGUUAUUCAUGCUUGUGAUAUAUAUGAAGAUGUGGCGAUUGCGUAUGGGUAUAAUAAUAUUAAGAAAAGUUUGCCGGGUGCUGCUUGCAUUGCAAAACAAUUUCCAAUCAAUCAACUUACCGAACACCUUCGCCAACAUAUUGCUCAUGCUGGAUUUACAGAAGCCCUAACCUUUUCGCUGUGUUCCCGUGACGACAUAGCGACAAAGCUGAAUCAUAAAAUAGAAUCUUUGCCCGCUGUUCAUAUCUCGAAUCCGAAAACACUAGAGUUCCAAGUUGCUAGAACUACCUUAGUGCCUGGUUUGUUGAAAACGUUAGCUGCCAAUAAAAAAAUGCCCUUGCCUUUGAAAUUGUUCGAAGUCAGUGAUGUCGUCUUGAAGGAUUCCACAAAAGAGGUGGGCGCCCGUAAUGAGAGACACGUCUGUGCAGUGAAUUGUAACCGAAAUGCUGGUUUUGAAAUUGUCCACGGACUACUCGAUCGAGUCAUGAAGGUUUUGGAAGUACCGUGGAAUACUGACGAUGGUUAUUGCAUAAGGGGCAACGAUACAGAUCCCAUGUUCUUUCCGGGACGAUGUGCUGAUAUCCUGUUACGAGGAAAAAUAAUUGGAAAAUUGGGAGUGUUACAUCCGACUGUUUUGCAAGCGUUCGAGUUGACCAAUCCUUGCUCGGUCGUUGAAUUCAGUGUCGAGGAUUUUGUUUAGUGAUAAACGAAAAUAAAAAUUGAUAUUAACAUAAAUUAAAAAUUUGUUAUAAAUUAUUAUAAAUGACAUAUUAAAUUAUAUCAGCCG